CUCCGAGAAGGGGUACGGUCGCAGCAUGGCGGCCGGGUACGAGCCGCCCAGCCUUCGUCUUCCCCGCCGCCGCCGCCGCCGCCAGCGGAGUCGCUGGGAUGCUAUAAUCUGCCAGUGUUGGUUGUGAGCGCGCCGCCCGCCGUCGGCCCUUCCCCCGACCCCUCCCUCCUCCGGCCCUCCUUCCUCUCGGCGCUGCCGCCCGCCCGAGGGUCGGGCCGGCGGGACCGCUCCUCACCCCGCCCCGGCCCGCGGGGCCGGACCAUGGAGGACGUGAAGCUGGCGUUCCCUUCCCUCCCACAGUGCAAGGAAGACGCCGAGGAGUGGUCGUACCCUAUGAGAAGAGAGAUGCAGGAAAUUUUACCUGGACUGUUCUUAGGGCCAUAUUCUUCUGCUAUGAAGAGCAAGUUACCUAUACUACAGAAACAUGGAAUAACCCAUAUAAUUUGCAUUCGACAAAAUAUUGAAGCAAACUUUAUUAAACCAAACUUUCAACAGUUAUUUAGAUAUUUAGUCUUGGAUAUUGCAGAUAAUCCAGUUGAAAAUAUAAUACGCUUUUUCCCUAUGACUAAAGAAUUUAUUGAUGGGAGCUUACAAAAUGGAGGUAAAGUUCUUGUUCAUGGAAAUGCAGGGAUCUCCAGAAGUGCUGCCUUUGUUAUUGCAUACAUUAUGGAAACAUUUGGAAUGAAGUACAGAGAUGCUUUUGCUUAUGUCCAAGAAAGAAGAUUUUGUAUUAAUCCUAAUGCUGGAUUUGUCCAUCAACUUCAGGAAUAUGAAGCCAUCUACUUAGCAAAAUUAACAAUACAAAUGAUGUCACCACUCCAGAUAGAAAGGUCCUUGUCUGUUCAUUCUGGCAACACAGGCAGUUUGAAGAGAACACAUGAAGAAGAUGAUGAUUUUGGAAAUAUGCAAGUGGCAACUGCACAGAACGGCUGACUCAAGGAGUAUUAUAAAAGAGGAUAAUUUCUAUUGGGAAAAAAAGGAGAAAAUACCAGGAAAAAAUAAUGUAAAAAUGGGAAAAACGCAAGUAGUUUCUUUUCAAUUAUAUGUUGCUUCCAGACAUGUUUCUCUGCAACUUGUUGAGCAACAUUUUAAGAAGAUGUUGGACUUCUGCAAUAGAUAGCACUGAGAUAUUGGACUUCUGCAAUAGAUAGCACUGAUGGUUUUCCUUUUUUUAAAAACACUUUACAGUUUUAUUAUAAACCAAGAAUUUUGGACUCACAAAGAGGUAUUAUUGCAAUAAUGCACUUUUCAUACUUGAAAUUUAUUUGUAUGAUACAAAGUUAUUACUUUAAACAAAAUGCAAGUUAGGGGGAUUCGCUUUGAAUUUGGGUAAUUUAUAACAUUUCCUAAUGUUUGCUAAAAGUUCGUUUUGUGUUCUAUAUAUUACAUUUAAAAAUAAUUUUACAGUUCAAUUUUAUGAUGAAGCCUCUAACAGAAACAUUAAACUGCAGGAAUCUGCCACAUUUUUGGUAUAAUUCAAUAACCUAAUUAGCAUUUUAUUUAAAUUUUUGAUCCCCUAUUAAUCUAUAAAUCAUGACAACCAGCUAUCCUUACUUUACUAACUUAAUCUAAUUAAUGCUUCCAUUCUCAUACCUUCUUAAUUUGUUUAUAGGGAAAGGUUUAAUUUACCAAAAAAAGAUGUUUUACUUUAUUGUACCAGAUGUUCAGAAACAAUGAUAGUGUUAGAUUUUUCAAAUGAUUUCCCUUUUAGCUUUUUUUCUUAAAGCCAAAUGUUGCAUUUAUUCUUUUCAGAGUUGCCUAGCCCUUUUUAACUUUCUAAAAUGGUUCUAAAAAGAAUAUAAGAAACAAAUGUAGCACUAUUUUUUUCUAAAUGAACCCCCCCCAAAAAAGUGCCUUUCAUCAUUUAAAAAAAUUAAAUGCUCAUGUGACCUCUAACUAGUAUAACAGUAAAACAUUCUUAAUAUUUUUCUGUAAUUUUUUAAACCAUAAACUGAAUGUGUAAGGCUUGAAGAAGCACUACUAAAUUAUUUGGAAUAUGGGACAUUUAUGUUGUCUUAAUUGUUCUGUGAAGUUUUAGCUCAGACUGGCAAGGUUUUCUUUGAAGAUGCAUUUAUUGGGGAAAGUGACUUGUAAGUCUUGUGUAUUUUCAAAAAGAAUUUUAAUUAGUUCUUUACAGUGAGUUAAUCCAAAUUCCUCCUGUAAUUUGCAUUAACAAAGUCACUUUAUGGGUCUUUGGUUCUCUGCUUUUAUUUAUAUUGUAUAAAAGUUAAUUCUAAGAAAAACAUUUUUGCUAUUUUAGGGGGAGAAAGUUUCUAACUUUUUGUAGUUGAUGACAUUAGGGUAGCACAAACUCCUUUGUAUCUAUCUCACUUUUUCUCAGUCCUCUCUUGAGGUGCUUUACUGAUGGGAAUAUUGCAUUCCCCUAGUACCCAGAGGCACUGUGCAAAGUAACUUACUACACUAAGUUACUUGCUUUGUGUUCCUCCUUUUGAUGUAAAAAUACAGAUAAAUCUCUAUUAUCCAGCAUAGGGAAAAUAAUUAGAAUUAUUCUGUUAAGAGUUAAUUCCUGUUGGCCCUUCUGUAUUCCUCUUCUGAUUUCCUCUCAACUACCCUGAAAACAGCAUAUUAUUGAUCCCUCAGAGGGAUUGUAGAAUUGUACAGUAGUGUACAAUUAGUUCAUUUGGUGUAGUCUAAUGGAGUCAGGUUGUAUUAGGUGUUCAAAACUUCUACUUGGUGAAGAAAUGGUAGCUUUCCUGUGUAUAUUUCACAUUGGACAGGCAGGAAAGAUCUCUUGCAAUCAAAUCAUAAUCUGAUGCUUUAUUCAGCAGAAGCUCUACUUAAAAUAUUUUAAGAGUAAAUUUGUCUUAAAAAUGAGGCAUUUGAGGUUUUGAAAAAUUAGUUUCAUAAAAAUAUAUAUCCUUGCUAAAGUAAUCUGACCAAAAUGACAGAUUCAGCUGUUAAUAAUUUUUAUCUGGUAACUUUCCACUCUUUCUAAAUACUAUUUUUGUUCUCAAAGUACCUGUGUAGGAAGACAGGCUCUCUGAAACACUAGGACUGCCAAUCUCAAAAAGGGACUACCACCCACCCAUAUUGAGCACAAUAUUAAUGUGGACAAAACAAGGUUUACUAUUCUUUCAUAAAAGAACACAUAAAGUUUUUCUUUGGUUGUUUGUAUUUGUUGUUCAACUAGAUGAUCUGGUAGCUCUUAUUUUUGUUCUGUUUGGUUCUAUUUCUGUGAUGCUUUUCAGUUACGUUUUGUGAUAGUCAACUGAGAAACUUAGCCAAUCAUGAUUUAUAUUCUAGAGGAUCUGAAUAAUGUAUGAAUAAUCACCCAAUUUUAACAUUAAAUAGUAAUCUGAGCACAGAAUUUAGAGUGAAAUUAACAUCAACAUAGGGAAAGUGCAUUACUGUCCACUUUGAAAGUAUGAAAAUAUUAAAAAUUUCAAGCUGGAAUGUCAGUAUUCUCAUCCUCUAAUUUCAUAUAAUUGGUUCGUGUUAAUUUCUUCAGGUUUUUAAACAAUACUUAAUUUUUAUCUACUGUAUGGUGGAAAUGUUAAAAAAAAAGUGUAAUAUAUUUUGCUACCAACUCUUAACCAUAUAACUUUUAGAAAAAUAUUCAUUCUGGAGGAAUUUUAUGCUUAAUCUGAGUUUAGAGGAAUUAUCAGAAAAUGUUAAGCAUGUCCUUUGUAAAAAGAAAAAAAUACAUAUAUCUAUCUCUCUCUAUAUAUAAGGUUCCUAAUUGUCUUAUUACCAUGGUAAUUCCAGUGAUUUAGAAGUAUUUAAUGGCAAUCUUGAAUUGUAAAGUUGAGGUGUAUAUAUCAGGAUCUCAACCUGAUGUAAAGUAAAUGAGCAGUUACCUGGCAGGUUUUUUUUUUAAUUGGUUUAAACCAUAAACCUGUAACACAGUUUCACUUCAAUAUUAGUUAUCUUUGUUUAUAAUGAUCCAAUAAGGAAAUGAUAGGAAGUAGUUGAGAUUUACUAGAGAAUUUAUUUUUUAUUGAUUUAGAAAAACUAGUUUGUAGGGUCUUUGAGUGCUGGAUUUUUUUUUUUUGUCUUUCCCAUCCAUGGCAGCUAAAAAAAGUGUAUCACUCUCAAAAUAUUCAGGUUUACAUGUUAAGCUCUCUCUCACAGGGAGCCACCAUACCUCACAGUUCAAAGUGUAUUCUAUAAAUCAGUAAUAUUGUACUGACAUGUAAUUGCAGUUUACUAUGCAGCAAAAUAAUUCAAGAAGAAAAAUAACGUACAGUGUCUAUUUACCUUGUAUAGGCAAUUGCUUACGUUACUCUGCUUUUAACAUUGUACUUCAGUAAAAUGUAUGUAUAGGAAUGUAACAGUGCAACAUGCUGCUAGCCUAGGCACAAAGUAUUAAAAUUAUUUUGUGAAGAUUGGUGGUUGUAUUAAAAACUGUUGUGCCAUUA
Dipodomys ordii (Ord's kangaroo rat) is the source of this 4379-nucleotide messenger RNA. It is a transcript of the gene Styx, whose product is annotated as serine/threonine/tyrosine interacting protein. Gene Ontology annotation, molecular function: protein tyrosine/serine/threonine phosphatase activity; F-box domain binding. The transcript has 11 exons. The coding region runs from base 262 to 933 and encodes 223 amino acids. Lineage: Eukaryota; Metazoa; Chordata; Mammalia; Rodentia; Heteromyidae. Gene Ontology annotation, biological process: negative regulation of SCF-dependent proteasomal ubiquitin-dependent catabolic process; protein dephosphorylation; negative regulation of protein binding. Gene Ontology annotation, cellular component: cytoplasm; nucleoplasm. The record is from RefSeq and is a predicted model, not a curated record.